AUGUUGGCCGCUCAAGUGCUAUCGGGUCAGAUCGACUGUAGUGCUAUUGAGAGGAAGUUCAAGGAGGCCCACGCAGAGGAAGUCCGCGGAAAUUCCCAUUAUGUUAAGACUGAGGGGCACACGCUGAGCGAAAAGUACCGGGUCUUCCUCACUGACCCUGCAAAGGGUGUGGUGUCUCCAUGGCACGAUGUACCAUUGUGGUCUCGGGCGGAGGAAGGCGGUUUGUACUGCAACUAUGUCGCGGAAAUACAACGUGGAAUGCGGGCUAAGUUUGAGGUAGCCACUAAAGAGGCCCAUAACCCUAUAAGGCAGGAUAGGAGGAGUGAUGGCAGGUUGCGGUAUUACGGCAAGGAACCGAGCUUUAACUACGGGGCGCUACCACAGACCUGGGAGGAUCCCUCUGUACAAGAUGAGGAGACGAAGCUGUAUGGGGAUAGAGAUCCUCUGGACCUUGUCGAACUUGGGGACAGGCCUAUCCCAACAGGUACUGUUACUGAAGUCAAGGUGCUGGGUUGCUUCUGUCUACUUGACCAAGGCGAGGUGGAUUGGAAGGUCUUGGCGAUCAACACCGAUGAUGCGAUGAGUGAACGGAUCAAUUCACUCGACGAUUUGGCUCGAUACAUGCCAGGACGAGUGGAAGAGAUUAUGCACUGGUUUCGGACCUAUAAGAUGCUGGAGGGUAAGCCUGAAAACGAAAUAGGAUAUGGCGGGCGCCUGUUACCGUUAGAAAAAGCGGAAAAGGUUAUUACUAGUGCACAUAAACAGUGGGAGAAGCUCAUUCUGGAAGUCGGCGCGAAGGAGUAUUGGGUGCCGCGUACAGAGAAGUGA
Messenger RNA from Perkinsus marinus ATCC 50983, 828 nucleotides. RefSeq names its product Inorganic pyrophosphatase, putative. Gene Ontology annotation, biological process: phosphate-containing compound metabolic process. Lineage: Eukaryota; Perkinsozoa; Perkinsida; Perkinsidae. The transcript is spliced from 10 exons. The record is from RefSeq and is a predicted model, not a curated record. Gene Ontology annotation, cellular component: cytoplasm. Gene Ontology annotation, molecular function: magnesium ion binding; inorganic diphosphate phosphatase activity. Bases 1 to 828 code for a protein of 275 amino acids.